UUCAACCCUAGCUUUUCCUCAAGUCUUCUUUUUCUCAGAUUCUGUGCCGCCAUAAUGACAAGAUCGAGAUUAUUGAUUUUGUUGUUGUUGUUAUCUAGGCUUGGGUGUGGGUGGCUGUAAUGGGGCGGGGCUUGUUCCUUGCAAUAAUUUUGUUGCUCCAUCUAAAACCAAAAUUCAUUUUCUCUGAUUAUUGUUAUACAGAGCGGGAUUGUGCCGAAAUGGAAGAGAAUACGAUGAAGAGCAUCAGUCACAACACUUCAGACGCCUCCCUCAGGCUAGUGAACGACACUACAGUACCGCCAUUGAAGGAGGGGGACGUACUAAUCAAAGUUUCUGCUGCUGGAGUGAAUCGUCUUGACUUGUUGCAAGUGAGGGGAUUGUAUCCACCUCCACCUGGAGAAUCGGAAAUAUUAGGAGUAGAAGUUUCUGGUACAAUAGUGUCUCUAUCUCCAUUGGCUGGGUCUAAUUCAGGAUUUAAGAUUGGUGAUCGAGUCAUGGCUCUUAUAGGUGGAGGUGGAUAUGCUGAAUAUUGUACUGCUCCGUAUCAGUGUGUGAUGGCAAUACCUCAGUCACUGAGUUUCGAUAAAGCAGCCGCAAUUCCUGAAGCAUAUUUGACUGCCUACCAAGGUUUAGUGUGGAAUGGCGACCUACAGGAUAAUCAGACGGUACUGAUACAUGCUGGAGCAAGCUCAGUUGGAUUAGCUGCUAUUCAACUAGCUAGGGUACUACGAGAGGGUGUGGUUGUUAUAGCCACUUCGAGGACAGAGGAGAAACUUGUGCAGUGUACAGAGAAUGGAGCACAUUUUGUCAUUAAUUCAAAAGAAAAAGACUUUAAGGAAGAAGUGAUGAGAAUCACCGAAGGAAAAGGUGUUGAUGUAAUUUUAGAUUUCAUAGGUGGAUCAUAUUGGGAUAAUAACAUAGCAUCAUUAGCUACUGACGGACACAUUGUACUACUAGGAAUGUUGGGUGGAGUAACCACACCCUCUCCAGUUAAUCUCGGCCUCUUGCUCAAGAAGCGUUUGACAGUUAAAGGCUCAACUUUAAGGAGUAGGUCGUUACCAUAUAAGGAGAGGCUAGUAUCAGAGGUAAAGAGCAUCAAAAUUUAUACUUACAGUAAUUUUAAUUGGCUUAAAGUUUUUAUAGAAC
Messenger RNA from Amphimedon queenslandica, 1146 nucleotides. Its product is annotated as quinone oxidoreductase PIG3-like. Gene Ontology annotation, molecular function: quinone reductase (NADPH) activity; NADPH binding; quinone binding. Lineage: Eukaryota; Metazoa; Porifera; Demospongiae; Haplosclerida; Niphatidae. The record is from RefSeq and is a predicted model, not a curated record. The annotation marks the transcript as partial. The transcript has 8 exons.